GCCCGCAGCCGGUUCCAGCUGCGCGCAGGACCGGUCCUGCUUCUCCAGUCGGCAGCAGCUCUCCGUCCCACCGCCACGCUGCGAUGAAACACAAGUGGCUGCGAGAGAAAGAAAAAAGGAACCCCAAAAACCAACAAUUGAAAUUUUCAUAAAUAUUCUUUAUUAGUAACAAGCGUCGAGGAAGUACAGCUGAUGGAAGCGACUUCUUCCAUGGAUUUUUCCCCCGAGGUUACAAGCGCUCAAACCAGCGGCGGAGGAAGAACGCCUUCAGAGGAGGACAGGAGCCAAUCAGCCGAGGCGAAUCAAAGAUAAACAAGCCUUAUGAUAAAGCAAACUCUGAAGACGCUUUAUUUGUCAGCAUCUCAGUGGCAAUGCUUUGAAGUAUAUUAUCAGUCACUCAGGGCUGCCUCUGAGGGUUUCUGCCUCCAUUGUCUACCAGCCGGAGGUGGGAUCAUCGCACCUCAGUGCACCCGUGGCAGCCGGGGUUGAAGGUUAGCCUCAGCAGAGGUUCCUGCAGAUUAUUGGCAAGCAGGAUAAUCCAGGCUGCCUGCCGGCCCAGUGAGCUAUCAUGCUAGCCUGUAUCCAGAGACAGCAGAACUUCUCCUCGCAGCAUUUGGCAUGCACACCGAAAAGCUUCGAUGUUCCGCCCUCGUCUCUAUUGCUCCCAGUCCCGCCACCUCAAGCGUGCACCCGGAAAGGAGAGCCUGGCACCAGGAUCUCUCGGUACCCGUCUCCUGCAGAGUUGGAUGCUUUUGCUCAGAAAACCGCCAACAGCCCGCUCUCCAUAAAAAUCUUUCCAUCUGACGUACGGGUGCCACAACACAAGCAGCUUAACAAAACUGUGAAUGGCUUGGACACCACCGGACAUCGUUACAGUCCCUACUGCCAGCCUAACUCAGGAGGCUACCAGGGCUUGUUGGCCAUCGUCAAAGCCUCAGUGGCGGUCAAAGGUGUUGUGAAAAAUUCUGAGGGCAGGAGGACUAAACAUAAUAACUCUCAGACGGCACCAUAUAACAAUCCCCUGAAUAAUAGCUGCACAGUCAGACACGGGCAUGAGGCCUAUAACACGGGUUCAUGUAAGCCCACAGAUUUACCUGUUGAAGCACUUUGUUCUACUGCAGGAAUGGCCUCCAAAGAUCAGAGCCUGGCCUCCCAGCCGGAGCUGGCAGAGGUUCAAAGCCUGAUGAGGCGGAUGAGCAGAGUUCCCCACAGCCAGGUCCCGCAGCUGGGGGGGGUGGCUCAGUUCAGCCCCUCGCUGCAGGCUGUAGCUGCAGUGGCGCAUUCAGGAUCAGGCUUGGUCUUUGGAGUGCCGCCCCAGAGCAGCCGGGCCUUUCCAGGAGCAGUUCUACCUACACAGAAUGCAGACGUGACCAAAACUGGAUACUUUGAGAGGGAAGACUACACGAUGUGGCAGCCCUAUCGGCAGGAAGCGUUGAGGAUGUACGGCAUGAGUAAUGGAACUCAGACCUGCAGAACAGCAGAGGCCGGGGUCGGGUCUCCUGAAACCUGCCUCCCUUUACCGGGCUCAUCACAGCUGCCUUACAGGCAGAACCUUGGAAAUGUUGGUGCUGUCGUGCAGAAAGAGCAGGCUAUCAAACAGUACUUCGCUCCCCUCUGGGACAACCGGAGCAGCGAUGUUUACUCCUCUCAGGUGUUGGGAACGACUACUUGUGCAUCCAAGCCCAGACAUGUGGAGGUGUCCCAUCCUCAUCUUCACCCAAACUGCCAUCAACCAAACCAGCUCCAUCCACCUGUCCCUCCCCAUCAUCCUAAUCAACACUACCAUCAUCUUCAUCAUCAGGCUCAAGCCUACAGCGCAGAGCAAAACCUCUCCUGUGGGCUACCGGCUUUCAGCCUGUGCCACACUGCAGUGCUCAGCAGCAGCCUGCAGUCUCUGGAGUGCCUCAUCAGUGAGAUUCAGCCUCCCUGCAUCAAAGAGCGCAUGCUGGGCCACGGGUACGAAGCCAUGGUGGGGAUGCCUCAACUGCUGGAGCAUCAACAGGACAUGCAGCUCCCCGUCUACAUAUAAAGGGGUGCUCUGGAACAUUCAAUAAAUACGCAAGCCUUUUUAGUUGUGCAUGUAUUUGUAGAAGGCUGUGUGUUUCACAGAUGCAGGUUUACUCUACAGAUUCUUCUAUUUUUGGCUUCCGUUGAUUUAACAAUAAAGCUUCACAUUUUGUAUUUGCCUUUACAAAUACUAGAAAAGCAAUCUGAGAGCGUAGAGUCCCGCCAAUCACCUAAUUUUGCUCCAUAUUGUAACCUACACCUAUGGCUAAACCUCACAAAUGAUCUGGAUCAUUACCAAACGUACCGCUCUCACCUUUUUCAUUCCCUCUGCUUUCUUGUUUGAUCAGUAGACUGA
Cyprinodon tularosa is the source of this 2362-nucleotide messenger RNA. RefSeq names its product protein FAM222A-like. The transcript has 4 exons. The coding region runs from base 569 to 2029 and encodes 486 amino acids. NCBI's taxonomy places the organism in Eukaryota, Metazoa, Chordata, Actinopteri, Cyprinodontiformes, Cyprinodontidae. The record is from RefSeq and is a predicted model, not a curated record.